Dunckerocampus dactyliophorus (ringed pipefish) is the source of this 4835-nucleotide messenger RNA. It is a transcript of the gene ftr84, whose product is annotated as finTRIM family, member 84. Gene Ontology annotation, molecular function: zinc ion binding; protein binding. Lineage: Eukaryota; Metazoa; Chordata; Actinopteri; Syngnathiformes; Syngnathidae. The transcript has 7 exons. Bases 127 to 1839 code for a protein of 570 amino acids. The record is from RefSeq and is a predicted model, not a curated record.
CAACAGUGUGUCAGCAUGCUGGGUCACAAGUGAUCAGAACAUCACAAGUUCAUGAAGUAUUGACUUAUUCCCAGCACAUUGUGGAACUACAACCAUUUUUCAACCAUUUUCAGAUAGACAGGAAUCAUGGCUGAGUCUGGUUUCCCUUUACCACCAGACUCCAUCUGCCCUCUGUGUGUGGAUUCACAGCGAGACCCAGUCACUAUCCCAUGUGGGGACACAUACUGCCUGGAGUGUAUCAAGAUCUACUGGGACCAGUUUGACCACAUGGGAGUUUACAGCUGCCCACAGUGCCGUGCCACCUUCACUCCGAGGCCCGUGCUGAGACGAGACAUCCCAGACGUUUACCACGAGCCCAGACGUCAGCUUACGGAGCUUACGCCUUUCCCUUACAUGCAUCGGGAGUCUUUUUGUGAUUUCUGUGUUGGUCGCCGCAACAAGGCAGUCAAAUCGUGUCUCAUGUGCCUGGCCUACUACUGUGAGACACAUGUCAAGCCGCAUUACGAGUCGUCCACUUUUAAGAGACACAAGCUGGUGGACGAAACCGGCCACUUGGACAGGAAGAUCUGCCCCCAGCAUGAGAAAGGACUGGAGCUGUUUUGCCGCUCGGACCAGAUGUGCAUAUGUGUGUUGUGUACUGUUAGAGAGCAUCGCGGCCAUAACAUCGCCUCGGCAGAGGAGGAGCGCAUUGAGAAACAGAAAGUGCUGGUGGUGACACAGUCGGAUGUCCAGCACAUAAUUCAGGAGAGGAUGAAGGAGCUGCAGGAGCUCAAACACAACGUAGAUGUUCUCAAAAGCUGUGCCCAGCGAGCCCAAGCUGAGAGUGAUAAGACAUUUCACGAGAUGCUCCAGGCGGUGGAGCGCUGGAAGGCUGAAAUCCAUCAGAUGAUAACAGCCAAUAUGCAGGCGGCUAUGUCUCAAGCGGAUGGCUACGUGGAGCGUCUGGAGCAGGAGAUACUCGAACUGCAGCGAAGAGACACAGAGCUCAGGCAGAUCCUGGAAACAGAAGACAACAUUCACUUUCUGCAGAAUUUUCCAACCCUGUGUGUUGCUCCGGAAGCCAUGGUGCCCAAAGUGCUCAUCAACCCUCAGUUCUCCUUCAGUGAAAUGAGCAAAACAGCUUUGGAAAUGAAGGAACACCUGGAUGACAUUUGUAAAAAGGAACUGAGUAAAAUCUCCAAGACAGUCAGCGAAACACCAGUGUACAUCCUUUUGCCAAGAAAUGGGGACAAAAGGCUGAAAGUUCCAAGCAGAGUGGAUUUUCAGGAGCCGAAAACGAGAGGAGACUUUUUAAGAUACUCUUCAAAGAUGUCCUUCGAUCCAAACACAGUCUAUAAAGAGCUGGUCCUUUCUGAUGGAAACCAAAGGGUCACUCGGAAGAAAACGGUCCAGUUUUAUCCUGAUCAUCCUGACCGAUUUGAUGGUUUCUCCCAGGUGUUGUGCAAAGAGCCGCUGACUGGUUUUCGAUUUUAUUGGGAGGCUGAGUGGAGCGGUGAGUUCUCAGUCGGUGUGGCUUAUAAAAGCAUCAGUCGCAAGGGGAAGAACUCGCACAGUCUGCUAGGCUACAACAACAAGUCUUGGAGUCUGCUCUGCUCCGACUCGGGAUAUUCCGCCUGGCACAACAAAACCGACCGCGACCUUCCCAGUGCUCCUAGGACGUCACGGAUUGGUGUGUACCUGGACUAUGCCGGCAACACUGUCGCAUUUUACGCCGUCUCAGAGACUAUGGCGCUCAUCCAUAGAUUUAAGGCUCAUUUCAGUGAGCCUUUGUAUGCAGGAUUUGGUGUGGGCUCUUCAGUUACUCUUUGUCAGCUCAAGCAAAAUCCUACACCUUACUAAGAUAAGCAUACUCACUCACAAGUAUGCUGGAAAGAUAGUUUUAUAAAUAAAACAAUUCAAUCAUUUUAUUACAACACUGCUUUUUAUUACGACAAUAGCAAUGCCAUGGCAACACCACAUCACUUGAUUUAGUGGGCUAAUAUGUUGUUGUUGUCUGCAUUUUUUAAACAAUACUAAUACUUAAACAUCGCUUCUUUAAUAUUUAAUAGCUUGUUGCAAACAACUAAUUUCAUGAAAUUGCAUUCCAACACGAUAGGACAAACAUGGGCAAAUAUUUACUGCUCAUUAGCAGCCUCAGUCGGGUGUUUUUUUUUAAAGCUAAAAUCAAACCGAUCAAAGCAGUAGAAGAUGGAAAAAUUUAUUUUCAGUACUUCAUAGUCUGUACACGACAUGUAAACAAAAAAAAAAUAAAAACAAAGACAGUGACAGUGACAAUAGCAAUGAAAUGUGUCUCUGCUACCCUGUGCUGGAUGAAAUGGUCACACACACAUUUAUUGGCAACGACAAUUUAUCAUUACAACAACACUGCAGUAGAUACAAAGACUUAUACAUGCGCAUGAUUUUCACUUUUUCAUUGGAUGGAUUUGCAAGGUCUCGCUCUAUGGAGUACACCCACCCCUAUUCACCAGUCAAGAACCUCACUGCACCUGCUACCUGCAGUACGUACCUACCGUACCACAGUACUUUCCUUCCAGUCUACCUAUGUUAGCAAAAAAGCAUUGGCUAAAGUAGAACAAUUAAUUGCAUUUAGUUUUAUAUUUGCCUGAUUGUCUUGAUUUUGCACUUUCUACGCUCUUGUGUGCUUUUUGUACUCUUGCUUUUGCUGCUGCAACCCUGGAAUUUCCCCUUGUGGGACUAAUAAAGGCUUAUCUUAUCUUAUUUUAUCUUAUCUUAUCUUCAAGGGUGUCUUGAGUGUGAUAUCUUGUAACAUUUCAACUUUUUUUUGGAAACAUUAUAACUUUUAUCCUACUGUUUAUUUUACAUGUCACCCUGAUGCUCCUUUGUAAAGUUUUGAUGUGGGCAUGUUUCAUUUUUUAACCCCUGGGCUGGACAUUGAACAUAUCUGGUCUACCUUAAGCGGAACUGUUUGUACUCAAAAUCAAAUGUUUUCUAGUUUGAAAAGAGAGCACAAUUCAAAUUGGACUGUGUUUUCCCCAUACUUUUCAGUUGGUAAACCACCUCACACGGAAGUAUCAUGUUGGCAGUGCUUCUUUCUAUCUUGGUCACCUUGAAAAGCUCAUAGGGAGGAAUUAAGACUUCCCUCUCAGACUCUCCAAGCUUAGAGUAGAGUGAGAUAUCUGCUCCAAAGCAUGUGGUCACCUCAAAGCAUGUUUUGUUUCCGUAUUUUUCUGCACUCAGGUACUGACCCAUUGAACCAGACGUGAAAGCGCCGAAGCGGAUCGGUUUGUUGAGAUCUUUUUGACGGAAGGAAGCAUUCACCCUUCGGAAGAUGGUCACGCAUUUUUCUGCUGCAGUCCGACGUGACCUCAGAGUUUUGAUGGCAUCUGUCAGGAAGAAGUGAAGCGUGUGAUAUCUGAAUGUGGUCUUGUACUUGGACCUCUGGCUUCGCACUGCAGUAUUGAAAUCUAAGUAGAUUGGGGGUUUGUCAAGGGAGUAAAUAUAAAUAGCCAUUAUUUGUUCUUUCCCCAGUGCACUGGAGGGUCUCCUCGACUUCUUGCGCCCCCAUUUUUUCUUGUAGUAUUCCUCAGCUUCUGUCCAGGCCAGUGUCAUCUUUUUGUCUUGGUUCUGCUCAUUGAGUAGAUAGUCCCUCCUCACUUUGCACUCCAUCUUGUCUCUGCAGCCGUCGUACAUGUCGUCAACAGCAUCCGCAGCCAUGUCAAGUAAAAGCCCGUUGCAUGAAGCCUGCCAAAAGUUAGCACAGAAGCAGAUUCAGAAACUACCUAGGCCAGGGGUCCCCAACGUGGUACACGCGGGCACCAGGUAGCCCCCACGACCACAUCAGAUGCCUGUAGGCCUGGUUUUCAGUUAAUAUUGUGUGAUACACUAGAAAGAAAUGCAUUCCGAAAUACAGAAAAAAAACAUUUGUUGAUGUUUUAACACAAAAUGUGAGUUGCGGAUACCAACAUUUUGUUCAUGUUAAAAAAAAAAACGUUAUGACGAUUUUAAAUGACUUUGUAUUUAGUUAAUUAGUCAGUACAUGUCAUACAAUUUGACCAAAAUAUGACAAAAUAUGCCUAUGUUAGGGUGACCAAACAGUUUCCCAGGAGGUGUCUUGUUUUCACGUCAUGUUCUGGGUGUUUUUUUUAUGUCGCGGUUUUCAUGUUUUUCAUUGUGCCAUAAAUUGACUGGCAUUGGGUACUCUGUGCUGCAUGUGACGUAAUCCCUGGAGGUUGCUGGAUUUCCUAAAUAGAUAAUAUUGUUUCAUAUUUUUUUAUUCUUUUUAAAUAUAUUCUAACGACGACGACGACGAUUUGUCCUUUUUUCAAUAUCUCCUCCUCCUCCACCACAACGACGUAUGCUCGACCACUCCUCUUCUAUACUUUUACUCUUGCAUAGCAGUUGGGAAUGUCAAACCAUUUCCUGUACAGUUAAUAAAGUUUUAUUAUGAUAACAGUUACAUGUUUUAAUAGUGAACCAAUUAAUUGUAAUUCAUUAUUUCCAUUUGCAUUAUUUCCUAAGGGGAAAAUAGUUUUAUGAAUGAAUAAAUAAGAGGUCGGCCAGUGACCUGAAGAACAUAAAUACAGUAAAAUGCUUUUUCAACAACAUUUAAGUAAUUCCCUGUCUUUUUUAAUUCCCAUGAUUUCCAACUUUGAAAAUUCCCUGAAAUUCUACAGCCAUACCUGUGUCAUUCCUAAGGAGGCUCCAUAAAACACGGUAGCCACCACCCACAAUGACAUCGCGGCUGCCAUUGUUAACCUGUCAACACAGCAUUACAACAUUAAAACACACGCAAAACCCAAGACAGGAAUAUCAUUGCAUGUUAUAACUGACUCACCUCAGUCGACUUUCUGCUGUGGAUGGUUUUUUUAUAAUAA